AUGAAAAUGACAGAAGUCGACCGACUCAAUGAAAGCUUCAGUACUGGAAUUUAUGUGAAAGUUUCCUACAAAGAUGAAAUAAGGAAAUUUAAGAUAUUGGAUCAUGAAAAACCUUACGAUGAUAUCUUGAAUGUGUUAAAUCGACAGUACGAUUUCGACAGUUACUCAAAUGGGAAUGUAAGACUAAGUUACAUUGAUGACGAUGAUGAUGAGAUAACGGUAAGCUCCAACAGGGAGGUUGUUGAUGCGCUGAACAGUUUAAGUAAAAAUGGGUGCUGCAUUAAACUGAAGAUUAAAGAUGUGACGGAUGAGAGUGGUUCUGACAGUGGAGAUCACCAAACUGAAACUACACAUGAUACUAAUAAUCAGUUGACAGACACCGCUGUAAAAAUGGAGGUGAUUGAGAACUCCGACCUUCAGAAAGAAAUCGACAAUGUUAUUGCAGGAGUCCGCGGGAGCAGGACAAUUGGCGAAGAACCAGUGGUUGUUCCGAACAUCUUCUCGUCGUUCCAGGGCAAAGCAAAGCGCCAGUUUGAGAUAGAAGAAGGACUGGUGGUGUGCAGGUUGUGUCCCAGUGGCAGAACCAUGGCCCCAACCAUCGACCUCAAUGUUAUCAAGUCUCACACCAAGUCUGAUAUCCACAUUAUGGCACUUACUUAUCAUGUGCUAGGAGAAUGGCCAGCUCUUCCAGCUCUACCUCAAUUCAAACAGACCAGCAAGGGUGACCUGAGGCCGUGGAGGAGCCUGGAUAACACGGCGGCUCAACUUCUGGCAGCAAAGUAUAGCCAGCAUAAACCUAUCGGACAGAGAAGAAAGAGGACCUCCUUUAGCCCCGCUACUACACUUUCUCUGGAAUCUUUUGCAAACAGCAUCAAUUGGAAGAGAGGGGAGAGUGAGAAAAUUAACGAGUUUGCUCAAAAACACGGGCUCACCUUCUACCAAGUCAAGGUUUGGAUGAACAACCACCGACCUCGCAAGGCAAUGUCGCACCAGAACAAUACCCAGUACAACAUCCCCAGCUCUGCUGGAUUCUACAACUCUGCUAAUUCCGCGGACCAUGCCAGAGAGAUCAACAAGGUAAUAGCCGCCUUAGAGGAGCCUCUCCAGAUGAAGACUGAAAUGAACAAUGUUCCGGUCUCACUUCCCACCUCCUUUGGAGGGUCCUCACUGGGGCUGGGUAACAACGCCCUGACCAACGCUAACACAGCCCUCAGCAACGCACUGACCUCUCAGGCACUUGGCUUGAAGAUCCCUACUUCUCUUCACAUCCCCACUACAUUGGGGCUAUUUAAUACCUCUCUCAGUGUCGCUAAUACGCCCAUCCCUUCAACUGAAGGCAGUCCGCCUCAGUCGGAAGCACAAUACAGUACCUCCUCCCCACUCUCCUCCCCAGCCCUGGGGCCCACUUCCCUCUCCUCCUCCUUCUUCUCCCACCCGAGAAGUGGCUUCACUGUGCCCCACAUCUCCACACCUUUCACCCUCCCCACCAUCUCCUCGACUACCUCCCUCUCCACUGCCACUACCAUUGCUAAUGUUAUCACCGAACAUAUGAAGUCGGAGAGAUUGUCCCCUAAAGGGGAUCAAGCCGGGAGAGAGAACUUCAAGUCCACUCAUCCGCUACUGGAUAACGUUUCACUGGACAGUGCCUUCAGGCCUCCAAGUUUCUCCCACAAUCUACACAGUGUCUUUACCCGGCACGGUCAGGAGAGCACUAGCUCUGGCAGCUGAACUAAUCUGAGGACCGUUCUGUUACCAUGACCACGAGUUACCAUGACUACAAGAUAUCAUCAUGUCACCUCUCACAAGAUACAGCAACAGGGUUGCUGUUCUUAUACUGACGUUGAAAAAAGCUGGAUAGUUUCCAUGACUACAAGAUAUAGUUUCCUUGUGUUUCAAGUCGCUGAACACUCUACCUGUGUGCUGUUGUUGAAUCGACGAGACUUUAUUAGCAGCGAGGAUAAUCACAUAUUCACAUGAUAUUUAUAUUUAUCACUGUUUCUAGACUCUUCCACGGAGUGUCUAUCUUUCUAUAUAUUGACAACCCUCAACCUGACAUUACUUCAAAGUAAAUUAUUCUAAGUAGCUGAAAAUGUUGAGUAGGUGUUGACAAGAACGUCUAAAUUUGAAGUUAUUGAAGUUUAAUCUUUUAUACCGGCACAGUUUCACACUGGUAUCGGCCCUUUGACAAAAGCGAUUGCAGAAUAUAAGCUUGGCUCAUUUUUAUCAUACUAUUUAAUGUUUGGUGGUUAAAACAGUAUUGACAACACUUGCAAUGAUCAAUCAACAUUUUACAUCAGCAUUUCCAGAUAUAUAACAUGUUUUGAAUGUUCUAUUUUAAGAUUAUGACACAAUUGUUGCCAGCCAAGCUGUUCGACAUAUUAAUGUUGAGGAGCAUUGCAAGAAAAUAAUGAACUAAAAGGUGUAAAACGAUUGAUUACUGGGAUUUUACUGUUAUUAAAAGACAAAAAAUCACCAACAGAAGAAUAAAGAGAAGACGGAAGAUUACCAAACUUUUUUUUGCCGAUGACAAUUUUUAAUCUAUAAUGAUCGAGGGAAACACAACAUUUGAAAAUUUAGAUUGUUGGUAUCUUCCAAUAAAUAAAUUUGUAAAUACUAUAUUUAACCUCCCUUGACUGGUUUCAUUAAGUAUAUUUGUUUAUAUUUAUUUCCAACUGUAAUUCACAGCUCAGUUGUUACUGUAAAACAUGAAA
This is a messenger RNA of Bolinopsis microptera, 2711 nucleotides long. RefSeq lists its product as uncharacterized. Gene Ontology annotation, molecular function: DNA binding; protein binding. NCBI's taxonomy places the organism in Eukaryota, Metazoa, Ctenophora, Tentaculata, Lobata, Bolinopsidae. The coding region runs from base 1 to 1728 and encodes 575 amino acids. The transcript has 12 exons. The record is from RefSeq and is a predicted model, not a curated record.